Cajanus cajan (pigeon pea) is the source of this 1664-nucleotide messenger RNA. The record is from RefSeq and is a predicted model, not a curated record. NCBI's taxonomy places the organism in Eukaryota, Viridiplantae, Streptophyta, Magnoliopsida, Fabales, Fabaceae.
ACCAUUUUCCUCUCUCACACCAAAAUGGAACUGAAACUAAAACUCAUAACCCCUUUACUCUCUUCCCUGGUGGCCCUGUUCCUAUGCAUCUCCGCCACUUCCACUGAAACCCAAACCCUUCCUCUCCGCACCCUCCCCCACCCACCCACACUCUCAUGGCCCGAAUCCGACACCACAGGACCCGACCCGGAACCCUUCUCCCUCCACCUCCACCACAUGGACGCACUCUCCCUCAACAAAACCCCAUCACAACUAUUCCACCUAAGGCUCCAACGCGACGCCAAAAGAGUCAAAACCCUAUCGUUCCUCGCCGCAGCAAACCAAACCCGACCCGCAGGGUCAGUCGGGUCGGGUUUCGCAAGCUCGAUAAUCUCGGGUCUUGCUCAGGGUAGCGGCGAGUACUUCACGCGCCUAGGCGUGGGAACUCCACCAAAGUACGUGUACAUGGUUCUCGACACAGGAAGCGACGUCGUCUGGCUCCAAUGCGCUCCCUGCGCAAAAUGCUACUCACAAACCGACCCGGUUUUUGACCCGCUAAAGUCCAAAUCUUUCGCCGGAAUCCCAUGUGGGUCCCCCCUAUGCCGCCGUCUGGACUCGCCGGGGUGCAGCCGGAAAAAGGGUCUUUGUCAGUACCAAGUUUCGUACGGCGACGGGUCUUUCACGUUCGGAGAUUUCUCCACCGAAACGUUGACGUUCCGACGCGCGCAGAUCCCGCGCGUGGCGUUGGGAUGCGGCCACGACAACGAGGGCCUCUUCGUGGGCGCCGCAGGUUUGUUGGGCCUGGGCCGCGGCGGGCUGUCGUUUCCGGUCCAGGCAGGAUCCCGGUUCAACAACAAAUUCUCUUACUGCCUAACGGACCGAACCGCUUCCGCCAAACCCUCUUCAUUAGUCUUCGGCGACUCGGCCGUUUCGCGAACCGCCCGGUUCACUCCCCUGAUAAAAAACCCAAAACUAGACACGUUCUAUUACCUGGAGCUUCUGGGUAUGAGCGUUGGCGGCGCCCCGGUUCGCGGCAUUUCGGGUUCGCUCUUUCGGGUCGGCUCGAGCGGGGACGGUGGGGUGAUAAUUGACUCGGGGACUUCCGUGACGCGCCUCACGCGCCCUGCUUACGUGGCUCUGAGAGACGCGUUUCGGGUGAGGGCUUCGCAUUUGAAGCGUGCGGCUGAGUUCGCGCUUUUCGACACGUGCUUUGAUCUCUCGGGGCUGUCCGAGGUUAAGGUUCCGACCGUGGUGUUUCACUUCCGUGGUGCUGACGUGUCCCUUCCGGCGACGAAUUAUCUUAUUCCGGUCGAUAAUAGUGGUACGUUCUGCUUUGCAUUUGCCGGAACUAUGAGUGGCUUGUCCAUUAUUGGAAACAUUCAGCAGCAAGGCUUUCGGGUCGUCUUUGAUUUGGCUGCUUCUCGGGUCGGGUUUGCCCCUAGAGGCUGCGCGUGAUUAUCAUUAUGGGAAUCACUCUUUCCCUUUUUCUUUUUCAUUUAUGCCCAAACCCAAACUAUUAGAGAUUAUUCAAGGAAGAUUAAUAUCUUAAUCUUUAUGGUUUUUUAUCUUAUUGCCUAAUGAAAUGUUACUUGCUAGUCCAACAGUAAGAGCUAUUUAUAUUAUAAUGACAUUAGCAUAAGAGUUAGUUCGUUUUAAUGACAAAGAUGAAAGACUAAAGUUUGAGA